Lacerta agilis (Sand lizard) is the source of this 1246-nucleotide messenger RNA. Its product is annotated as glycine N-acyltransferase-like protein 3. The record is from RefSeq and is a predicted model, not a curated record. The transcript is spliced from 6 exons. Gene Ontology annotation, molecular function: glycine N-acyltransferase activity. Bases 127 to 963 code for a protein of 278 amino acids. Gene Ontology annotation, cellular component: mitochondrion. Lineage: Eukaryota; Metazoa; Chordata; Lepidosauria; Squamata; Lacertidae.
CCUAAAGUUACCAAGCUGGAAGAGGACUCCAACUGCAAAGGUCCGUGUUACUGUUUUGGACAGCAGGUGCUUAUCACAGGCAUUGUUUCUGCUGGUACCAGCCCAUCCGCUUUCACCUCCCAAGCUAUGUUGAUCCUAUCCUGUGCUUCCAAGUUGCAGUUGCUGGAGACGCUGCUGAAGAGAAACCUCCCUCAAACAGUUGUGGUCUAUGGUGCAGUCCUGAAUAUAAACCGUGGGAACCCAGUGGGCCAUGAGGUGAUUGUGGAUUCUUGGCCGGAUUUCAAAGCGGUCCUGACUCGUCCAUGGACAGAGGCUGAUACAGACAAUACAGAUUUGUAUAAAAACAUAUAUGCAGCCUUUUACUGGGAUCUUGAUGUGUACCGGAGACUGUUGCUGGACACAGAUGCCGUCAACUGGAAGCAAACUUUUCGUCUCUAUGGGAACCAGAAUGGGAUCUAUGAGGUCUCUGAAAAUGCUGCUGCUGCCAAGAAAAUUCAUCUGACCACAACUCCCCACUUCACCUACCUGAACCCUAACCCAGAUAAAAUGCCUCAGCGCCAGCUAGAUCCCGGCUUCACAAUUUCCGCCUUGAAAAGCUCCCAUGUUGACAUCCUAAAUGAAACAUGGCCCCAUGGGGGCAAUGAACAAAGCCAGCGGUUCCUGGACAACAUGGUGAAGUGCUUCCCCAAUAUCUGCAUCCUGGACAGCAAUGGUCAUCCAAUCAGCUGGGCCCUCACAGAUCCUCUUGGUGCACAAUUACAUGGCUACACCCUUCCACCCUACCGCCGAAGGGGCUACAUAGCUAUAGUGAUAAGGGCACUGUCCAUGCAAAGCUAUGCAGCAGGGCGCCCUGUAUAUGUCCAUACUGCCUUGAAUAACGUCAAAACGCAGGAUUUGCUGGAAUAUAUGGGCCACCAGAGAUUAUCUGAAUUGUGUCAUAUCUGCAUACAUUCUUCACCUUAGGAAAGGGAGGAGGAGAGAGUCGCAGAGUAUCUCCUCUCUUUGACUUCAGUAACUCUCUGAAUGAAAGAGAAAGAAACCCAUCACACCCCCAAUCCUGGAGUUUCCUGUCCUCUCUUAUACAUAUUGGUUUUAAAAAAUAUUUCACAUAAAGUACCUUAAGCCAUAUAUCUAGAAUGGUCAACCAGCCAAGCAAUGGUCUAAAGUUAUAAUAUAAAAUUGGAAAAUACAGGUCUUACCUAAAAUAGAAGAAUGGCAAAUGAAGAUGAUGGAAUAUACGGAACUG